CGGACACAGUAGAGAUGACUGCACAGCUGCUGGAGAAGAUGUCUACGCUACCCGGCCUGAAGGAGCUGCGCAUGUACGAUGUGUCUAUGAAUGUCGACGUGAUGAGCUCCCUGCUGUUAGUUGGGGACAUCCUACAGGCACGGCGCUUUCCGGUCUUGGAAUGUCUGCAGCUUGACGUCGUGGACCUGCCUCUCGCAGCCGCCGUCAUAAAGGUGUUCCGUUUGGCACCCCUUGUUCGGGUCUGUGUCAACGUGGGCCUCGAUUCCGACCUCGAACGCGAGUCAUUCGGAGACUGGUUCAGAGAACUUGUCGAGAACUGCCCUCACAUCAAGCAUAUCAAGCUAUUCUUCAUAGACGGCCAUACCUACGAUUGGAUUCAGGAGGGCGCACGGAGCAAAGACUUCCUUUCGCUAUCGGACUUCGCACCAUUACUUUCCUGCAGCGACCUGGAGACGCUCGAGGUGGAUAUCCCCGUGGCCUUCGACCUCGACAAUGCCGCUAUCGGAGAGAUGGCUCAGAAGUGGCCGCAUCUGCGCCGGCUCCGACUCGGGUCGUCGUUGGGGUGGGGGCACAAACCCUCGACGACCCUCGACGCGCUCGUGCACUUUGCCAAACAUUGUCCUCACCUGGAGUACCUCGCCCUCGCCUUCAAUGCGACCUCUGCUCCUGUGUCUGCCGCAGGGAACGCCAAUCUCCCAGUCCUUAGUCUGAAGGAGCUGUGCGUUGGCGACUCCCCGAUUAGUAAACCUGGCACAAUCGCCAAGUUCCUCUCGAAACUUUGCCCGAGGCUGACCCAAGUUUCGGCUUCUGGGGAUCCCGGUUUUAAGUCUGCUAGACGGUGGGACGAAGUGCAGCGUAUGCUCGCUUCGCCUUCACGGCAAGACUCCGACGCCAUUGACAAGAAACCAAGCAUUGUAGGCAAGAAAUCUAGGUCGCAGAGAAGCCGACGCAAGGCUUCAUGAGAACAAAUUUAUUCGAGCUCGAUAUUGAGAUCAGGACGGACCCUACAGCAUGGCGACACUGCCGCUUUCGCAAGCAACGAUAACAUGUAUCCACGUCAUCGUACUGCGUUAUAUAUCCAUUAACUGAUUCCGCUUGCUGC
Messenger RNA from Postia placenta MAD-698-R-SB12, 1102 nucleotides. RefSeq lists its product as hypothetical. The record is from RefSeq and is a predicted model, not a curated record. NCBI's taxonomy places the organism in Eukaryota, Fungi, Basidiomycota, Agaricomycetes, Polyporales, Adustoporiaceae. The coding region runs from base 15 to 962 and encodes 315 amino acids. The transcript is spliced from 2 exons.